AUGGCGGAGCCGCGCGGCGGCCCCGGGCCCCCCCCGGCCGCCCCCGCAGCCCCGGGCGGGGCCCCCGGAGCCCAGGCCGGGCCCCGCGUGUGCUUCGCGCCCGGGGCGGCGGCGGCGGCGGCGGCGGCCGAGGAGGGCCCGGGGCGGGGCCGCGGGAAGGUCACGGUGCGCUACGACCGCAGGGAGCUCCGCAAGCGGCUGCACCUGGAGGAGUGGAUCCUGGGGCAGCUGACGGCGCUCUACGACUGCCGGGAGGAGGAGAUCCCGGAGCUGGAGAUCGACGUGGACGAGCUGCUGGACAUGGAGAGCGACGGCGCGCGGAGCGCCCGCGUACAGGAAAUCCUCGUUGACUGUUACAAACCCACCGAGGCGUUCGUGGGGGAUCUCCUGGAGAAGAUUCGGGGGAUGCAGAAACUCAACACCCCCCAGAAGAAAUGACCCCAAAUCCGGGGAAAUCCCCCCAAAAAACCCGGGGGGACCCCCAGCCCCUCCCCCA
Catharus ustulatus (Swainson's thrush) is the source of this 496-nucleotide messenger RNA. RefSeq names its product protein phosphatase 1 regulatory inhibitor subunit 14B (gene PPP1R14B). NCBI's taxonomy places the organism in Eukaryota, Metazoa, Chordata, Aves, Passeriformes, Turdidae. The transcript has 4 exons. Gene Ontology annotation, molecular function: protein serine/threonine phosphatase inhibitor activity. Gene Ontology annotation, cellular component: cytoplasm. The record is from RefSeq and is a predicted model, not a curated record. Gene Ontology annotation, biological process: innate immune response; regulation of phosphorylation. Bases 1 to 438 code for a protein of 145 amino acids.